AAAGCACUGCCUUCUAAAAUUUGAUUGAGUUUUUCUUUCACGGACAUAACAAUUAUUGCGAAAAUGACUACUGGAAUGUCUUUACCGAAGGGAGGCUUUAACUUUGAUAACUAUGCUAGAAAUAAAGCACUUGAAGCUAAAGGUGCUAAACCUCCCAAAGCAACAAGUACAGGUACCACUAUUGUUGGUAUCAUCUUCGAUGGUGGUGUUUGUCUAGGUGCCGAUACAAGAGCAACAGAAGGACCUAUUGUGGCAGAUAAAAAUUGUGAAAAGAUUCAUUACAUUGCCCCCAACAUCUAUUGUUGUGGUGCUGGUACAGCUGCAGACACUGAAUUCACAACCAACUUGAUCAGCUCUCAAAUCGAAUUACAUGCUUUAUCAACUGGUAGAAAGCCACGUGUGGUUACAGCUAUGACAAUGUUGAAGCAAAUGCUAUUCAGAUACCAAGGUCAUAUUGGUGCAGCCCUUGUAUUAGGUGGUUUCGAUGUUAGUGGUCCUCAAUUAUACACAGUCUACCCUCAUGGUAGCACUGAUAAGCUACCAUACGUCACUAUGGGUUCAGGUUCAUUAGCAGCAAUGAGUGUGUUCGAAAGUAAAUGGAAACCAAACAUGACUCGUGAAGAAGCAAUUGAAAUUGUCAAAGAAGCUAUCGAAGCAGGUAUUUUCAACGAUCUUGGAUCAGGUUCGAAUGUGGAUGUUUGUGUCAUUACAAAGGAUAAUACAGAAUAUCUUCGUAAUUAUGCUCGUCCCAAUGAACGUGGAGUCAAAGAACAAAGUUACGUUUUCCCCAAAGGUACUACAGCUGUAUUGAAGGAGUCGAUUGAACGCUUUGUUACAGUCUCUGAAGGCGAUUCUAUGGAUAUUUCCAUGUAAACGCUGUGACUAUAUAUCUUUCUAAUAAAGCAACCAUUUAAUACAUUGAUAAAAAGAAAAAAGAUGCAUUAUUAUGUUAGAUUAUUCUAGUGUUGGUACAUUAGACCAAA
Messenger RNA from Mycotypha africana, 983 nucleotides. Its product is annotated as proteasome subunit beta type-7. NCBI's taxonomy places the organism in Eukaryota, Fungi, Mucoromycota, Mucoromycetes, Mucorales, Mycotyphaceae. The transcript has 6 exons. The coding region runs from base 64 to 873 and encodes 269 amino acids. Gene Ontology annotation, molecular function: threonine-type endopeptidase activity. The record is from RefSeq and is a predicted model, not a curated record. Gene Ontology annotation, cellular component: proteasome core complex.